Molecule: messenger RNA, 3107 nt
Organism: Oncorhynchus masou masou (cherry salmon)
Lineage: Eukaryota; Metazoa; Chordata; Actinopteri; Salmoniformes; Salmonidae
Product: tuftelin-like
Exons: 12
Coding region: 225-1406 (393 amino acids)
Biological process (GO): intracellular signal transduction
Cellular component (GO): intracellular anatomical structure
Source: RefSeq, a predicted model, not a curated record
UGGAGGGAACUGCCUGAUGAAACCUUAUCGACUGGUAGUGAAGAGCAGCGUCGACUAUUGUUAAAAUAAACCGUGAUCUUCCGUCUGCGAGGGCGAGAGUGAGACAAGAGGACGAAAAACCGUUUUCUCUGUUUGUUUAGAGAAAAUAAUACUAUAUAAGCAAAGUUGAACAACUCUUUCAUAUUUAAGCUAUAUAGUUAUUUAUCUAUCUUAUCUGUGUGAAGAUGAACGGGGUAACGCGAAGUCUGUGUACAUUUGAGGACCUCAGAGCUGAUGAGAGAACAGCGGAUGGGUGCAGGAGACUGAGGCUGACUCUCCACCAGCAGAACCAGGUCGGGAGGAUCACAGAACAACCCAGGAGCAAGCCAAUCGGACGAGCGUUUGCUCUGGUGCAGCCAACCAGUGAUAGGCCUGCUCUGAAGCCUGAACCAAUCAAACCCUCUGAGGAGAAGACUGAAAAGGUUGAGGUCAUCAAGGUGUAUCUGGAGGAUCGUAGACAGGAGCAGCAGAGACACCAGCAGAGCCUCAAGAUGUUGUCAGAUGAAGUCUCCCAGAUACAGGAGGUGAGAUAUUGUCUGAAGACCCUGAGGGAACAGAUGGCAACCAAGAACAAAGGACAACACAAGUUUCUUGCUAGUGGCUACAGAGUCAGCACUCUCUCCAAUCAGAACAUCUCUUCUUCCUCAAAGGGAGGAGCUAAAGAUGAUGGGCAGGGAGGGGAGGAUGAGGUGGAGAGGGACAAGAUGAGGGAGGUCAGUAAGCGUCUGUAUGCUCAGCUACAGGAGGCCGAGAAGAAACACCAGGAGGAGAGAGAGAGACUGCAGACUGAGGGUGUGGAUCUGCGCCAGCGUCUGGGGGAGCAGGAGGAGAAGCUGAAGGGGGUGGAGGAGAGUAGUGAGAGGAAGGACCAGAGGAUUGAGGAGCUCCAGAGGCUGCUGGGAGGCAUGGCGCAGGAGAGCCAAGCCCUACGAGACACGCUGAGGAACAGAGAGGAGGAACUCAGAGAAUUACGCAAGAUCAGAGAGGAGGGCAGGAACGAGGAGCAGAGGUCAGAGCAGUUGGAGAAGGAGCUGGCCAUCCUGAAGGAGAAGAUCCAUCAUCUAGAUGACAUGCUGAAGAGCCAGCAGAGGAAAGUCAGACACAUGAUCGAACAGCUGCAGAACUCUCGUAUGGUGAUCCAGGAGAGGGACCGUGUCAUCAGAGAUCUGGAGGAGAAGGUGGCUUUCCUGGAGGCAGAGAAUCGGGAGAUGCAUGAUCAGAUGGACUACUUCCUGGGAGGUGAAAGGUCAAACUCGCACCUCUCAUCAGACCGCCACGCCCAGAUUGUCUAUAGUAAGCCUUUGAAGCCCAGCAACUCGUCCAACAAGCCUCUUCCCUUCAUCAAAAUCAUUGAGACCAAGUCCUGAACUGGGAAAGCGAGGGAGAAGGGCUGACCUAACGACACCAAACCUGCUAAGCUAAACAACAACGGACUGAAAUAGACCACCACCACAUUACUACCACACCAACAUCACAGUGCAUGUAUGAAGUUUAAACUGAGGUGACCACAUCAACUACCCAAUAUGCAAUGUGUGUGUGUCAGAGGAGGCUGGUGGGAGAAACUAUAGAAGGAGGGGCUCAUUGUUUUUUUUAACCUUUUAUUUAACUAGGCAAGUCAAUUAAGAACAAAUUCUUAUUUUCAAUGAUGGCCUAGGAACAGUGGGUUAACUGCCUGUUCAGGGGCAGAAUGUCAGAUUUGUACCUUGUCAGCUCGGGGUUUGAACUUGCAACCUUCCGGUUACUAGUCCAACGCUCUAAACACUAGGCUACCGUUCCGCCCCAUUGUAAUGUCAUGGAACAGUCAACUGUUCCCAUAUGUUUGCUGUGUUUCAUACCGUUACAUGUAUUCCUCCUAUAGCUCCUUCCACCAGCCUCCUCGUGUGUGUGUGUGUGUGUGUGUGUGUGUGUGUGUGUGUGUGUGUGUGUGUGUGUGUGUGUGUGUGUGUGUGUGUGUGUGUGUGGUUUUGGAUUGUGUAUGGACGUUGAUGUAGAUAUACUUAUAGAGUUGAUUCUCAAUAGAAGUCUAUUUAUUCAUAGCAGACAGAUUAUUCUUUCUAGCCCAGUGUCAUAAUCUAUUGUCAUCUGUUGAAGUCCGUCUGAAGGACUUUACUACUGACAGAGAGGACCAGAGACGGUGUGAUAGCAGUGCCCUGUGGUUAGUAAGGGUCUGAUAACAGACCGAGUCUUUGGCCUCAGAGAGGAGGCAACCAUGCCAGGCUGGGCCAUAACAGAGAAAUAAAAUGGCCGAUGAGUGAGAGGGGGAUCGAAGAGAGAGAUGGGAGGUAAGAAAUCUGUGUUAAACUAAUCAGAACACAACCAGUUUGUCUUUUUUUUUACCAUGGCACCAAGGCAGGAUAGAGUGAGUGUUGCUACACUAUAUAGGUAUUGGAGAAGCAGAAAGACAUUAAGGAUAGAGGAUAUAGUUUUCAAUCAAACUCUUCUGUAAACCAUUAACCUACUUCCUGUGUCUGUGGCCUAGAGUCCACUGUUAGAAUCCUCUUUAUUUGACACCUGAAAGGGAGGAAGACAAUCUUUGACUUUUUGUAAAUAUACUUAUGGUCACGUAACGGCCACAGUGAUGUGUCAUGGUUUAUACAAAGUUAUGAAGGCCAUGUUUGUUAUUUUGUUCGUUGAGAAAGUGGGUCUAGUAUGUGUGGAUUAGAAGUCCCCUCACCAAUACUGAUGUCACUUUAAAGUCUAAAGGAAAUGAAGAUGAUUCAUUCUGACAAGUACUUACUAACCUUGCUAGAAGUUGACAUUAUCCACAUUUCUGCAUGAUUUCAGUUACCUGACGUUUCAUCCACCAUCACCAGCUUUGUACAUAACUAUAUUUAUUUGUUUAUGUGGUGUUCUUUGAUGUCCCUGUAGUCUCACUCUGGGAUUUGUUUGUUAGUUUUAUCCUUCAGACAUGAAUGUUUGGCCUGACACUUAGUGUGUGACAAUCAUCUUUAUGUAUUUAUGUGAAAAUACAACUUUCAUUUUAGGGAAAACAUUUUCAGUAGACAUUUUAGUGUGUUAACAACAUAUAUAGUUUGUGUUUUAGUUAUUUUAAUAAAUAUAUGAAAAUA